This is a messenger RNA of Closterium sp. Naga37s-1, 2166 nucleotides long. Lineage: Eukaryota; Viridiplantae; Streptophyta; Zygnematophyceae; Desmidiales; Closteriaceae. The record is from the annotation of a GenBank genome assembly.
AUGCGCCAUCAUCCUGGAAACCCCCCGGCACUAUACCUCCCUCCCCCCCCCGCUGUUCAUUCCACCGCCCUAUCCAUCGCAGCAACCAAACUGUAUCGCCUGCAGCAGCCACCGGUACCAGCGAUCGCCGACUCUCCCACUAGUAUGUUGGUCGGCCGAGAAGGAAGAGAGGGAGGUGACAGCCAGGCAGUACGGGGCCUGCGGUGUGAGAAAAGCUCCGUGGGGCGGUUGAGACAGCUGGAGAGCACUGAGCUCUGUGGCUUGCUGCUGCUGGGCGAUGGUCCUGGACCUUCUAAUGCUGCGAUGAGGGAGCAAAGAAGGGUGCAUGAGAAUAAGCAUGGAAGGGGAGGUCUGGAGGGGAGCAGCACAAGGGCGACUGUAGAAGAUGUGAACAACGGUGAAGCGGAACGGAAGCAGACGAAGGAGGAGGAAGCGCAGGUGACAAGCAAGCAGCUUGAGAUGUUGCAGCAGGCGAACGAUGAGGUGAGUGCGGUGGUGGUGGAGUGGAUGGGCAUGGGGGAAGUGGAUGGGAAAACGGAUGGGCAAAAGGAUGGGCAAAAAGAAUGGGUAAAAAGGGCCAUAGCGGACUACUCUCGCGUCAUUGACCUGGACCCCUCCAAUGCUGAAGCACUCAGGUGGCGAGGCAUCUUGUCCUUUAACCUGAAGGACUACCAUGCAGCAGAGAAGGACUUUCAGGAAGCCAUUCACCUUGACCCCUCUCAGUCUUUCGUCUUUCGAGGCCUUGCCCUAGCCAUAGGGGACAGUGGGAGGUGGCGGGAGUCCCUGGCAGUGUUUGCAGAGGGUGUGAGGCGGCACCCUCAGGAUGCGGACCUGUGGCAUUCCAAGGGGCGCGCGCACAAGGAGGUGGGCGAGGUGGAUCAAGCCAUAGAGGCGCUGCAGCGAGCGCUGCAGAUCAGAAAGGCAGUGGCGACCUAUCAGGAGCUCGUCGCUGUCAGCCGAUUGGUGGGCGACUACAGGGCCGCCAUACGCUAUGCAAGAGAGGGGUUGCAGCUGGACAGGGGAGACAUGGAGCUCGCUCAUGCCCACGCCAGCAGCCUGCAUGCUCUGGGGGACCUUGCUGAAGCUAUGCGCAAGUACCAGGCAGCGUUGGCACUGCAACCCAGGGAUCAGGACGGACAGAGGGAGGUACUGUCCUACACCGUUGCUCGCUUGCAGCAGCCGCUCUCCUCUAUCCAAUUCGACUGGGACUUCACUCUGACAUACUUCCAUCCCCCCUUGCUACAUUCCCGACUCAUAUCCCCCUCCCCCACCGUGGCACAGGAGGCAUGGACCAAUAGUGACCCUAUAGCAACACUGCCAGGAUACCAGCCGCUCUCGCUGCGCAUGGCAGGGCUGGCAGCUCUUGACGUGAUGCAGCAGGUGAGACUCUUCCGCUUCCUUUCCACCCACGUCCUUCUCUCAUCUGCCCCCAUUCACUUUGAUGGUGUUCAGGCCACUCGUAAAUCCCCAGGGCUGGCAGCUCUUGACGAGAUGCAGCUGGCAAGGGCAAGUUGGGAUGCUAUGGCACAGGAGCUGCAGGGGAGGGAGUCAGCAGCUGGUAACACAUUUACAGACACGACAACAACCAAGGAAAAAGAUGCACUAGCAGGAGGAGGCGGAAGGGUAGAGAGCACGGCGAAGCAGAGGCAGAAGGCAAGUGAAAACUCAGGCAAAGACAGUGGGAAGAGCCGCAGCAGAAGCAAGGUGUCAGGCGGUGGGGUGCUCAAAGGCUGGAGGGAUGUUUACGAGAUGAUCACCAGAUGGAGACAGAUCGCCGAUCCAACGGCUGCUAUUCUCUGGAACGACCAACUGAAGUCGUUUGAGGCCAUGCGUGAAGCUCUGCUGGAGUCAGAGCGGGCCUUUUCAAACGACCAGCCCUUCGCUGUGCCGCAUAACUCACGUCACAUGGUGAGUGGGGUGUGCCUGUUCCUUGCAACAUGCAUGGCCACAUGGGGUGAGUGGGCUGCAUCGGCCAUGGCAGCAACCGUGAUCACCAGGGCAGCUGACCUGCAGGUGCUUCACCAACCUGUGGGAAAGGACUUUCUCGUCCAAGCACCCUGCUACAGCCAUGUCUUCCCAGGGUGCGCCUUCCCUGCUACAGCCAUGCCGUUCCAGGGUGCGCCUUCCCUGCUACAGCCAUGUCUUCCCAGCAUACGCCUUUCCUGA